AUGUCCAAGACGAAGUCCGCUACCAAGGGCAGCAAGGCCGACAAGGCUACCGACAAGGUCCUGUCCAAGGUCAAGGAUGCUGGUGUCACAAAGGCUUCUCAGUCCCCCAAGGCUAAGAGCAAGGAUAUUGCUCGCAAGGUGAAGGCCAAGGAAGAGAAGGCCUCUCGCAAGAAGAAGGAGCCUACCCCCAGCUCUGAGUCCGAGUCCGACUCUGACGAGGAGAUGAAGGAGGCUUCCUCCAGCGAGAGCGAGAGCGAGAGUGAGGAGGAGAAGGAGACCAAGAAGCCUGCUGCUAAGACCACCAAGGCCGCUGCCAAGAAGGACGAGUCUUCUGAUUCUGAAUCCGAGUCUGAGUCGGAAUCUGAGGAUGAGAAGCCCGCCCCUAAGGCUAAGAAGGCUGCUGCCAAGGAGGAGUCUUCCGAGUCUGAAUCCUCUGACUCCGAGUCCGAGGAGGAAGUGAAGACUGACAAGAAGGCCGCCGCUAAGGAGGAUGCUUCCAGCGACGAGUCCGACUCUUCCGAGAGCGAGUCUGAGGCUCCUGCCAAGAAGGCUGAGUCUGACUCUGAGGAUGACUCUGACUCUUCCGAGUCUGAGGAAGAGAAGGAGGCACCCAAGAAGCGCAAGGCUGAGGAGGAGCCUGCCACCAACUCCAAGAAGUCCAAGACUGAAUCCGCCGACAACUCUCCCAACCUUUUCAUCGGCAACCUUUCCUGGAACAUCGAUGAGGAGUGGCUCCGCCGUGAGUUUGAGAGCUUCGGUGAGCUCAGUGGUGUUCGUAUUAUGACUGAGCGCGAGACCGGUCGCUCCCGAGGAUUCGGUUACGUUGAGUAUGCCGAUGCCUCCAGCGCCAAGGCCGCCUACGAGGCUAAGAAAGACACUGAGCUCGACGGCCGUACCAUCAACCUCGACUACGCCAAGCCCCGUGAUGCCAACAGCCAGGCUCCCAGAGAGAAGGCCCAGACCCGCGCCCGAUCAUUCGGCGACCAGACCAGCCCUGAGAGCAACACCCUUUUCAUUGGCAACCUUGUCUUCGGUGUUGACGAGAGCGCUGUUCGCGAAGUUUUCGAAGGCCAGGGACAGAUCCAGGGAGUCCGUCUCCCCACCGACGCUGAGACCGGCCGCCCCAAGGGUUACGGUUAUGUCGAGUUCUCCUCUGUCGAUGAGGCUCGCCAGGCCUUGAAUGACCUCCAGGGUACCGACAUUGGCGGACGUGCUAUCCGCCUCGACUACAGCACUCCUCGUCCCCAGGGAGAACGCCAAGGAGGUGGUCGUGGUGGUUUCGGCGGCCGUGGUGGCCGUGGUGGCCCUCGUGGUGGUGGUGGCCGUGGUCGCGGUGGCUUUGGCGGUCGUGGUGGCCGUGGUGGUGCUACCGGUGCCAACUCCACCAACCGUGGUGGUGUCGGAGAGUUCUCUGGCAAGAAGAUCUCUUUCGAUUAA
Molecule: messenger RNA, 1437 nt
Organism: Talaromyces amestolkiae
Lineage: Eukaryota; Fungi; Ascomycota; Eurotiomycetes; Eurotiales; Trichocomaceae
Exons: 3
Coding region: 1-1437 (478 amino acids)
Cellular component (GO): cytosol
Molecular function (GO): mRNA binding
Source: RefSeq, a predicted model, not a curated record